Messenger RNA from Priapulus caudatus, 939 nucleotides. Its product is annotated as alpha-1D adrenergic receptor-like. NCBI's taxonomy places the organism in Eukaryota, Metazoa, Priapulida, Priapulimorpha, Priapulimorphida, Priapulidae. The record is from RefSeq and is a predicted model, not a curated record. Gene Ontology annotation, cellular component: membrane; dendrite. Bases 16 to 825 code for a protein of 269 amino acids. The transcript has a single exon. Gene Ontology annotation, biological process: G protein-coupled receptor signaling pathway, coupled to cyclic nucleotide second messenger; chemical synaptic transmission. Gene Ontology annotation, molecular function: G protein-coupled serotonin receptor activity; neurotransmitter receptor activity.
CUCCACGCCGUGCAGAUGGCCGCCGGCUUCUGGCCGCUCGGCUACACCGGCUGCGCCGUGUGGCUGAUCACGGACGGAGUGUUCACGAGCGCGACCAUCUACAUCGUCUUCACGAUCUCCGUCGAUCGGGUGAUGUCGGUGACGCGGCCGCUCCACUACCGCACCGCCGUCACGAAAGCCACCGUCGCCGUCGUCGUCGUGCCGUGGUUGCUGGCGGCCGGCUUCCCGGUGCCCGUCUACGCCGGCGAGCAGAUACCGGAGUACACGUGCCGCGCCGACUGGGUGAACCACCAGGCCGCGCUGCAGGUGUAUACGAUCGUGCUCUUCUACGCGCCACUGAUCGUCAUCACUAUCUGCUGCGCGCGCAUCGCUGCCGCCGUGCUGAGCAGGAGCAAGAUGAAGCCCGGCGGCGCUACGGUGGCGCCAUCCGACGUCGACAACGGCACCGUCAGCGGCGUCGGAGUCUUCGUCGUUUCGACGACGCAUGCUGGCCAGGCGGCGACCGGCCCCGGGGUUUCCUCCGUGGCUUCCUCCGUGACAGAGGGGGAGCGGGAGAGGAGCCGGAAGGCGGCGAAGGCGCUGCGGCGCGAGCAGGUCGUAGCAAUGACGAUGUGUCUCAUCGUCUUCUCGUUCAUCUGCUGCUGGUGUCCGUGGAGCUUCUAUCUGGCGAUGAUCAGCUACAAUCCGGCUUUUUUCUCGCAGGCGAUAUUCAACUUCGUCUGGGCGAUGCCCUAUCACAAUUCGCUGCUCGAUCCGAUUCUGUACAACGUGACGAACGCCGAGUUUCGGAAGAAAUUCAUCAAGCUGGUUUGCUUUUGGAAGUGAUGACCCGAAAUCGACAAGGGCAAGGCAGCGUCGAUGUUUGUGGACAAGAAUAGCGCCCUCGUGCCCAGCAUAUUGUGAGCCAUGCACUGACUGAACGCCGCUUAUCACAACGCG